Messenger RNA from Paramuricea clavata, 804 nucleotides. Lineage: Eukaryota; Metazoa; Cnidaria; Anthozoa; Malacalcyonacea; Plexauridae. The record is from the annotation of a GenBank genome assembly.
AUGGAUGCGAAUUUCUACAAAUUUCUCGAACUGUCAGGAAUAACCAUUACCGAGGACACGAAUCUAACACCGCUACUUGCCGACUACUGGAGUUUCACAGCAUACGCCGCAGAAUAUCCAAAUAACAUUUACGAGUUAAAUUUCAUCAAAUGGCAACUAAAAGGUAAAAUCAAAACGACAAAUCAAACUUCGCCGCAGCAAGUAAACACAACACCCCAAUAUCAAACUCCGCCGCAGCAAGUAAAUACAACGACGCCACAAUCUCAAACUCCUCCACAACAAAUAAAUCCCUACCAAUAUCAAACAUCACCACAACAGAUUUCAAUACCGUCGCCUACAUCGGUAUUCAGCCCGAGUAAAGUUUUAACCGCAGACUUCCCUCCACUACCCGUUAAACUCGCAAAGUUAAAAAAACAUGUCAACACUGUCGAAGGUCGGUUUAAUACAUUCACACUCGAGACGCCGCGAACCCCUGAACAGUCAAGCGAAACCAUUAUCAUUGACGAAAAAUCAACUAAAACCGAACCCGAAAUAACCGAACCAAUAUUUCCCGCCCUUACAACAUAUCUUGACGGUUUCAUAUCUGGCAACGAAGAAACACAGAUACCCCAAGUAUACAACACCCCGGUGAAAGUAAAUCGUGGUAAAGAUAUUUCGGUAGCAAGAAAAAAAUUCGAAGAAGAAACCGAAACGGAGAAAAAAGAGAAGAAAACGCCGGCACGAAAGCGAAAACGUGAAUGUGGACGUAGCAAGCGAAAACGCGAAUGUGAAUGUAAAAGCCAUCGAUAUAUGUCAUGCAAGUGA